This is a messenger RNA of Closterium sp. NIES-65, 5157 nucleotides long. NCBI's taxonomy places the organism in Eukaryota, Viridiplantae, Streptophyta, Zygnematophyceae, Desmidiales, Closteriaceae. The record is from the annotation of a GenBank genome assembly.
AUGGGCGUGGAGCAGCUGAUGGACGCGCUGCUGGGCACCAUGAAGGAGUGGCAUGACACAUGCUUCCCGCGCCCUCGCCGCCCCGACCACGUGUACUACGACCCGUUCCCCUUCCCAGUCCUAGAGGACGAGAUGGAGGUCAAACCCCUCUGGGACGCCCCGGUGGGGAUCCAUACGCGUUUAGAGCCGCUGCUGCUGUCGCAGGACCCGAAGCGCGUGACGGCCCUUCGCAUGCUCGCCUGUAACAACUGCGAGUGGGACCUUGGGAAGCUGCUGCCAGUGGGGCGCUCGUGCGUGAAUCUGCAGUCGCUCUCCGUUGGAGCGCUGCCAGAUCUCGACUUCCAUGGCCACAGCUGUUUGUAUGACGAGAUCUUGACGCAGCCCACGGUCUGGAUUUGGCCGGAGGGUGCUCAGGUGGAACAGAUGAAUCAGCUUAUAACGGGUUGCCCACACCUCCGCUCACUACACUUCCACCUCAAUACCAACGAAUACUUCACCAUAAGGGAAGAGGUCUUUCCCCUCCUCUCCCGUCUCGAACACCUCUCCCUCCCUCUCGCCGACCUCCCACCUAACCUGCUUCCCCACCUCUCCUCCCUCCGCUCCCUCCGUCUCUCCCUCUCCGCGCCCCAGCACCCCCUCCUCCUCUCCGGUCGCCCCUUCCACUCUCUCCCCCUCCUCUCCCUCCUCCACCUCUCCCUCCUCUCUCCCACCUCACUCCUUUCCGAGCCUCUCUCACCGGACCUGUUUGCGGGGCUUGGGCCGAGCCUGCGGUCCUUGACUUUCCUGGUGUAUGCGAAGCCGAAAGGAGCGGGCGGGGGAGGGGAUGGUGGGGAAGGGGGGAUGGGGAGGAGUGAGGACGAGGAGGAGGGCGGAUGGGUGGGGGAUGAGUGGGCGAGGGAGGACGAGGUGGUGGGGUGGUUGCCUGCGUCGCUCUGGUCGCUCACACGCCUGCAGCACCUGAGCACCAACGGGCCUGCCGAACCAGUCUUCUACCGCACCAAGCCUGGUCCCACCGAACCUGCAACUAGUCUUACGGAACCUCCCUCUUACCCCGAAUCGGCUCCUUCCUCCGGCUCCCUCCGCCACCUUACUCUCACGGGGACAGCUGGCGUCAUCCCAUUGGCUGUGUGGGGGCGCCUGUGCCCGCAGCUGCUCUCGCUCAAGAUCCAGGGCUCGCCCCACGUGGCUGUGCGGGGGUGGGGGGAGCAGCUGGCGGAGGGUUCUGGGGAGAUGGGCGCGCCGCAUGGCGCAUGUGGUGAGGGGGAGGGCGCAUGUGGCGAGGGGGAGGGCGCAUGCGGUGAGGGGGAGGGCGCAUGCGGUGAGGGGGAGGGCGCAUGCGGUGAGGGGGAGGGCGCAUGCGGUGAGGGGGAGGGCGCAUGCGGUGAGGGGGAGGGCGCAUGUGGUGAGGGGGAGGGCGCAUGUGGUGAGGGGGAGGGCGCAUGUGGUGAGGGGGAGGGCGCAUGCGGUGCAGCAGAGAAGGCAGCUCGGUGCCUCUUCCCUUCCCUCGAGGAGCUUGUGCUGCGCAACGUGACCAGCCAUGCAUCGCAGCAUACAGGGAGAGAGCAGACAGGCCCACAGCAGCAGCAGCAGCAGCAGCAGCAGCAGCAGCAGCAGCAGCAGCAGCAGCAGCAGCAGCAGCAGCAGCAGCAGCAGCAGCAGCAGCAGCAGCAGCAGCAGCAGCAGCAGCAGCAGCAGCAGCAGCAGCAGCAGCAGCAGCAGCAGCAGCAGCAGCAGCAGCAGCAGCAGCAGCAGCAGCAGCAGCAGCAGCAGCAGCAGCAGCAGCAGCAGCAGCAGCAGCAGCAGCAGCAGCAGCAGCAGCAGCAGCAGCAGCAGCAGCAGCAGCAGCAGCAGCAGCAGCAGAGGAGGAGGAGACAGCAGCAGCAUAGUCUUGAAUUGAUGGGCGUGCUGCCGCGCCUCACCCACCUGGCAAUCGACCACACCCACUCGCUUUCAGACCCCCCCACCCCAACGCACGCCCCCACCAUCCUCCCGCCCCUCCUCCCCAACCUCACCUUCCUCCGCAUCCACUCUCCCCCACCCGACCCCCUCCCCGUGCUGCCGCACCUGCGCACGCUGAUAGUGGGGUCGUACCCUCACUCCUCGCGCUUCCUCUCCUCGCUCUCCCUCUUCCCCGCCCUCACUGCCCUCCGCAUCUUCAACCUAUCCAUGCACAACUACCAGUCCGCCCUCUCCUGCCCUCCCUCACUCAAAUCUCUCCAAAUCUGCUUCUCCCACCUUCCUCUCCUCCCCGACUCCCUCCGCCUCUUCUCCUCCCUCACUCGCCUCGACCUCUUCCAGUGUUCCAAGCCCCUCGCCCUGCCCGCCUGCCUCUCUGCCUUCUCCUCGCUCGCCCACGCGUCCUUUGGCCGCGACUACGACCCUGUGCUGCCCUGCCGCCUCCAGGAGUACCUCCGGGGGAAAACCUGGGAGCGGGAGGAAGCAGGGGAAGGGGGAGCGGAAGGGGAAGGGGGGUGGGAAGGGAAGGGAGAAGGAGAGGGAGAGGGGGAGGAGGAGGAGGAGGGAGAGGGGGAGGAGGAGGGGGAGGAGGAGGAAGGGGUGGGGGAGGUGGAGGUGAGAGGCUCGCCAAAUAAUGCGAGUGCCACGAAUCCUGAUUCGCACAACCAAUCGCAGUUACCAGCAGAGGCAGUACCAGCAGAGGUGCUGGAAUGUGUGUUCCAGCGGCUUCAGCUGUGUGGGGACGAGGCGAGAGUGAGAGGAGUGUGCCGCGAGUGGCGCCAGUGGUGCCGCCUGCACACCUCCUUCUUCGCCCUCGCCUUCCACCCCCUCCUGCUCUCCUGCCUCCCCCUCGCCCUGCUCCACUCCCCUCCCACUCCGAGCCCAGACUCCAGAGGCUGCAGCAGGAGAAGCGGCCAUGAGAUGGCAGCUCAGGCCAGCUCCCUUUCGUGCCUCUCAUGGCACCCCGCCUUCUCUCCCUUCUGCGUCCUCCUCUCCUCCCCCACCUCCCACACCUUCUCCCUGCUCCCCUCCUGCCCGCCUCCCCUCACCCUCCCCCAUGCCAUCACCCCCUCCUCCCUCGCCUCCUGCUUCACCCGCCACUAUGAAACCGAAUGGACCUCAGCAUUCCCCCCCAUCUGGUUAGCCUCUCUCCCCUCCCCCUCCUCCCUCGCCCACACCCUCACGCUCUACCCCAACCUCUCUGCGCUCCUCCUCCCCAUAGUCUCCACCGCCACUCACCCCCUCCACCCCUCCCAUGUGCGCUCCCUCCUCUCUGCUGCCGCCGCCCUGCCCGCCCUCACCUCCUUCUCCGUGCUGCUCGAGCCGGGCUUCAGGGGAGAAGGCGACUGGGGGUACGGGCGGGACGAGCUGUGGGAGAUUCCUGAGGAGGAGAGGAAGCGGGAGGUGCGGCAAUGGUGGGGGGAGACGAGCAGGGAGGUGGAGAGCGGGCUGGUGGCGGUGCUGACGGGGUGCCACGGUCUCAAAGAGCUGCGCAUUCAGGGGGAGAACGCCGCCCACCGCCUCAAACUUCCUCCGUCUCUCUUCCUCCUCUGCACGCAUCUCUCCACUCUCUCCCUCCCUCUCUCUCGCCUCCCCACCUCCCUCCUCCUCCUCACUCGCCUCACCUCCCUCUCCCUCGCCCUCCCUGUGGGUUUCAUGCCUCCCCAGUUCGCCCACUCCUCGCCCUUGGCCCGCCUGUCCUCCCUGCGCUCCCUCUCACUCCAUGUCUGUGAGCAUGACAUCAGCUGCAGCGGCGUGUCUGAGGAUAACAGCAGCUGGAGUGGGCUCUCUCAGGACCUGCUGCUGGGCCUGCCGCCAUGCCUCUCCUCCCUCUCCCUGCACCUCCCCACCGCCACCAUGCCCGCCUCCUUCUCCUCCCUCACUGCCCUUACGCUCCUCGCCACCAACCUCUGGAUUCCGGGGCUGGAGGGAAAGGAGGAAGAGGGAGACGGAGGGGUGGGAGAGGAGGAGUGGGAGGGGGAGAGAUGGGAGGACGAGGCAGAGGAGGAGAGUGGUAUGGGCGAGGGAGAUGAGGAUGGUUGGUGUGAUGACCAUGAUCAUGCUGAUCGCUGCCCCAAUCAACUUCACAACUCAGCCGGUGCUUCAAGCAUUCACGACAACACACUGCUGCCUCUCUGCAACCUCACUUCCCUUACUCUCUCCGGCUGCCGCUUUUUCCCGCCGCUCAUUCGACACCUCACUCGCCUCACAUCCCUCUCCCUCGGAUCUAUCAACGCCUAUGAUGAAACCUCCUGCACCCGUUUCUGCUCGCUCCACCACGGUCUCUCUCUCCUCACUCGCCUGCGCGACCUCUCCCUCUGCUGCGACAACUUCUCCCGAGAGCGCCUCCCCCACUUGCCCCGCCUCCGCCGCCUCCACGUGCAGAACUACUGGCGCAACAGUAAGACCGUCGACAUGACCCGGGUGAUGGCUGCUGUGGCGCACUCCUUGGAGCAGCUGCACAUUGUGUUUGACUCGGGCACGUGCGCCCGUCUGUGCAGGAGAGGAAGCACCAUAGAGUUGAGCUUCCGGAAGCUCAAGCUGCUGCACCUGGAGGACUCAACGGACGAUGCUUGGGUGGACAUGUGUCUCUUCCCUGUCCUAGAACACAUGGCACUGCCAUACAAGGCCAGUGUGUUCUGGGAGAUGGAGAGUGGUUUCUCAUCUAACCUGCGCUUCCUGCGACUAGGUGCUGUUAGACUGCCUAAAGAGCUCGGUCACCAAGAGCAUGAGCUGAUGCAGCUCACGGCGCUCACCACUCUCAUUGUGGACGAAGCUGACUUCCGGGAUUUCCUUGCAGCACUCUCCUGCUUCUCCUCCCUGCGCACUCUCCGCCUCUCCAACAUCACCAGAGGCUGCUCUGAACCCUACUUCACCUGCCCGCCUCUCCUCUCCACACUUCAGAUUUGCUUCUCUGACCUGCCCCGCCUCCCCCCCUCACUCGCUCACUUCUCCCGCCUCACCCGCCUCGACCUGCUGCACUGGCGCCGCCUGCACUCUCUCCCGCUCUUCCUCUCGUCCUUCUCGUCGCUGCGCCACUUGAGAGUCACGAGCGAUGGGCCCAAGCCCACACACCCUGCUUGCUUGAGAGGUUUUCUUCAAGGCAGGGACUGGUACGAGCAUUCGCCAUGCGACGGCAUGAAUUGGUAUCGGGUCGAGCAUUUAUUACAUGUCUCCCCCAUAGGGGUGCGCAUCGAGUAA